Molecule: messenger RNA, 687 nt
Organism: Micropterus dolomieu (smallmouth bass)
Lineage: Eukaryota; Metazoa; Chordata; Actinopteri; Centrarchiformes; Centrarchidae
Product: prolactin-like
Exons: 5
Coding region: 1-687 (228 amino acids)
Biological process (GO): positive regulation of receptor signaling pathway via JAK-STAT; response to nutrient levels
Cellular component (GO): extracellular region
Molecular function (GO): hormone activity
Source: RefSeq, a predicted model, not a curated record
AUGGAAAAGGUUAGGUUUUCUGUUCUUACACUGUUGUGCCUGGAGCUUGCAAUGAGGGUUGGCACUGCUCCGAUCUGUGCCUAUGGUCAGGCUGGAUGCCAUGUUCUUUCCCUGGCAGAUCUCUUUGACAGGGUCAUACAACAGUCUUCAAGAAUGCAUGGAAUCUCCAGUGAUCUGCACACUGAAUUUGAGAAAUAUUUCUAUCCCAGCAAGAACCUCAUAGGAAAACAGAAGUGCCACACAUAUGGGAUAGUAACACCAGACGAUAAAGAGAAUGCACAAAGGCUAGGGCGAGAACAACUGACGGAGGUGAUCCUGAGGCUGCUGGGGGCCUGGAGUUACCCCCUGUCACAACUCUACCAGAGCAUGUCUCAGGAUCAGAAUCAAGACUUUAACCACCACACCUCCAACAAGGCACUGGAGAUCAGUGAUAUGGUGCAUGAGCUAAGGGAUGGAGUGGCAAAAAUGGCUGAGAAGAUGAAGCUAUUGGGAGUGCUUGGUAAUACCGUAGGUUACAUCUCUCCUGAGAGUUUGGUCCCCUCUUCUGCCUUUUCCUUCUACAAACAAGGAGAACUCAAUUCAAUGGACCAUCAUGACCUACUCUAUUGCUUCCGCAGAGAUUCUAACAAAGUCAAAAACUAUCUCCGUAUCCUGAAAUGCACCACCCUUCCCGGACUGGAGUGUUAA